This is a messenger RNA of Trichoplusia ni (cabbage looper), 2418 nucleotides long. RefSeq lists its product as uncharacterized. The record is from RefSeq and is a predicted model, not a curated record. The transcript is spliced from 4 exons. NCBI's taxonomy places the organism in Eukaryota, Metazoa, Arthropoda, Insecta, Lepidoptera, Noctuidae. The coding region runs from base 307 to 1284 and encodes 325 amino acids.
UCAUUUUAACUUUCAUGAAUAAAACUACGGAUGUUAAUGUAUAAUAACGCAAACGUAAGAUGAAUUCGACAAUAUCUGAUGAUUUAACCCGUGAGAAUUUAACGUUAGAAGCUGUAGAGUGUCUAAAAAAUAUAUCAGCGAAUAGUCAGAGCGUUACAUUACUACACAAGGAACUGUUAGAAAUAAAUUUAUCAAUAACUGCUUAUAUCGAGGAAAGUAAAAAACGUCUCGCAGGGCUCCGAUUGGAAUUAGCACACGACGCAAAGAGUUCCCAAAGAGUUGUUGAAAUACUCUGUGACAAAUAAAAUGUCCUCGCCAACUACUCCACGCAAACGCAACAAUAACCAGUCAAAAUACACCAAACCUGUGCAGGAAACCAAUAAUAACUGUAACAACAAAUUUUCUGAACGUCAACAAGCCAGGACCUUCAUAGCAUGGUACAAACGCAUGAUAGAUAAUGAGCGUUACAACCUCUCACUGUACUUAUCUGAUGACGCUAUACUUGAAUGGUUUGGCCGUACUAUAAAAACCAGGAAGAAAGUUACCGCAUUCUUGAAAUAUGAUAUGCAAUGUUCCCACCAUGAUUUUACCACAAUUGAAAGUAUUGAUAAGAUUGAGAGCAGGCAUGAAAGAUUAACAAGAAAAGAUGACUCCAUACUGGCUAGUCCACUACAUUCCCCAGAACUUAUCAGAACUAAAGAUAAUGGUCACAAAAGAAGGCUGCUUAGGUCUAACUGCAGCAGUCCAGAGUGGUCUGAGGGUUGCCAGCCUCUCAGUGACAUAAUCAUAGACAUUAAACCAAAGACUGACAACACAGCACCUGAUGAAGAUAAGAGAAAUGAAAUAGAUCAAAAUGCACUAAAGAGGUCAUAUCCAGAGGAAGAUACAGAUGUUUGUAACAAAGGUGAUGGUGUUCGUAAAGUCAAGAGGAAGUGUGUUUCAAUAACUCCACCAAACCAAGAGGUGGGCCAGGGUGAUUGCCUGCCUUCCACUAGUGGCACAGACUCUGACAGAUCACACGACACGCUCAACGCACAGUUGCCGAAAUUAGCUGUAGAAUGUAAUGGGUACAUAGAGUUUGCUAGGACAAGGAAUAGCAGAAGCAGUGAUGCUAUGACUUGGGAAAGAAAAUGUAAAGUACAAAUAAGCUAUUCUGAGGACCCUUUGAAUGUAGGCGAGUAUAUUAUUUGGGCAUUAAGGUAUGCUGACGAGAGCAAGUGCAGGCGGAAUCUAUUGGCUGCUUUUGAAGAAGUAGCUCUUGAACAAGAACUCAAGAAGAUUUAGAUUUUUAUGUUUAUUUUACUGUCAAAUUGAAGUAAAAGUGCAAUGUUAAUAAUAAUAUGAAAAUUGUUAUAAGAUAGUAUUAUAUGUUAAAGGGCACUAGAAUUAAUUUAUCACCAUGGUACAUCAUAAAGUUUUUAUGUGCUCCAUGAAAUAUAUUAAUCCUAUUAUCCUUUAUAUUUGAAGUUGUUAUUCCACUUUGAUCAAUGUUGUACACCAAGAGUAAUCAAUUUGACAGUAAAUAUAACAAGCUAUUCAAUGGAUGCAAUUAUACAAUUUAAUAACCUUGUGAUAUGAAGAUAUUGUAUUUUUCUAUGUUGUAACAUUUAUUUUUAUGUAUUUUAUGAUACUGAUUGUUUACAAUGUGACCAACUGUACCUCUUGACAUUAUGAAUUUGUAUGCUAGUAGUAAUUUUUAUAACAUUACUUUUAAUAACUGUACUCUUUAGAUUUGACCAAAGUUUUUUAAUCCAGUUUAAUUUUCUUAUGUAGGAUUAGUUGACACAUUGUGUUGACUUAUUAUCACAAACAACCCAGCCUAUGGUAGUCCAGGUGAUGGACAUAAGUUUUUAAAAGAGUAAGGCUACAUUCCUUUCCUCCAUGCUGAUGUCUUAUUAAAUGUUGAAGAAUAUUUUUAUGAAAUGUACCAGCGUCAUUUAUCUCGCUAUUGUUCGUCUUGUUUGCAUUAUUUGAUAGAAGUAAAAGAUGGCACAAUAUAAUUGAUAUUUCAUUAUUUACAGCACAUCUACAUCUAUUUGUUUUUAACUUGGAGUCUGUUAAUUCUGAUUGCUACAAUGUCAAGGGAAUAUUUGAGACGAAGGAACCGGAUUUUUUGACGUAGUUUUCCAUUGUUAUAUGAAAGAGGUUAUUAUGUAUGGAUAAACUGCCUCAAUAAAUUAUUUUUCACUCUUGAUCCCCCAAGUGAUAUUUUAUCAAUCGCAAUUACGGAUUCGGCGAUCUCUGUCAAUUCCACUAUCCUGUUUACCACCGACUUGUAGCUUGUAUUCAUUAGGUUUAGUUAUUAAUUUUAGUUACAAAUGUUAGCUUAGUACUAGGACUAUUCAUUAAAUUGUGACUCGGAUCUUGUUCAUGCCAUUAUCAACUAUUUCAGUCAUGUUGACCAUGUAUUUUAGGAAA